AUGGCGAUGUCAGGGAGAGUUUACAGUUGGUACUCCGCCCUUUUGGCGGCAAUGUGUAUGGUGCUCUACGGCUUUGACGCCUCCGUGUUCAAUUCCGUGCAGGCAUCAGACAAUUGGCUGGCUUACUUCGAUCUCGAUAAGGACGAAGACACGCAGCUCAUUGGACUCAUCAAUACGGCAUACACUAUUGGAGCUAUCGUAGCUGGUUUCUUCAUUGGCGGGCCUCUGGCUGACUUUGCUGGACGCCGGGUUGGAAUGGGUGCCGGCUGCCUCGUCACCAUCAUCGCCGCGUUUAUGCAAGCUUUUGCGCCACGACAUAACCUUGGAGUCUUCAUCGCUGGACGUGUCAUCAUUGGUCUUGGGCAGGGGAUGGCCUUGACGGCUGGUCCCGUGUACAUCAACGAGAUUACUCCGGCUGAGAUCAGAGGUGUUGUCAUGACAUUUUGGCAGCUGAACUUCAGCGUCGGAUCGUUCAUUGCAUACUGGAUCAAUUACGCAUGCUCUCUCCGCAGGGAGGAACUUGGAGACUGGGAUUGGCGAAUGGUCGUCCUCUUCCAGAUUCUUGUCCCGACUAUUGUUUGCACCCUUCUGUGGACAAUCCCUGAGUCCCCCAGAUGGUACAUCCAGAAGAAUAAGCCCGAGAAAGCCCACAAGGCCAUCUGCUCUCUCCGAAACAGCCAAGAAGAAGCCGAGCAGGAGCUCCUCACUAUCAGAGAGGCUAUUGAAUACGAGAAGGAGGCUAUCAGCACGAACUACACCGCCCUCUUCAAGGACCCUUCCGUCCGAAAACGCCUGUUCUUGACUAUGAUCCUCAACGUUGGACAGCAACUUACAGGCCAAGGCACCCUCAACAACUACUCUACCGCAAUCUACCGGAAGGUUUGGCCCGAUACCAGAACAAUCAACCUCAUUAACGCACUCAAUGGAACUUUCGGUAUCCUAUUCACACUUAAUGCGAUGUGGACUGCAGAUCGGUACGGCCGCCGAUGGCUGUUCAUGGUUGGUGCCGUCGGUAUGGGUCUGUGCAUGCUCCUGGUCCCAGUUGUCAGCUUGGCUACCCCAGAACUUGAGGGAGGUGUCAAGUCGCAAUCAGUCGGCAUUGCAAUUGUAUUCCUCCUUUUCUUGUUUGCAUUCUUCUACAAGCCCAGUUGGGGUGCAACUGUCUGGAUCUACACUGCCGAGGUCUUCUCCAUGAACAUCAGAGCUCAAGCUGUCGGAAUGUGCUCUCAGUCCCAAAACGUCGCCAACACAAUUUUCCAACAAUUCUUCCCCACAUUUCUGAAGAACACCGGACUCAAGUGUCUCUUCUUCUUCAUGGCGGUUAACUUCUUGCUGGUCGCAUACGUCUGGUUCUUCAUCCCUGAAACCAAGAAGGUGCCCUUGGAAGAGAUCGACGUUCUUUUCGGUGGCGCCAACCAUGUUGAGAAGGGUAGCCAGCUGGUCAGCCUCGGUCCCGAGACAACAACCAAGGAUGCCGCUAUUGGAGAGCAAACUUUAGGGAAGAAGCAGGACGGUGAAACCCGGCAAGUCUAG
Messenger RNA from Colletotrichum chrysophilum, 1533 nucleotides. RefSeq lists its product as uncharacterized. The coding region runs from base 1 to 1533 and encodes 510 amino acids. Gene Ontology annotation, biological process: transmembrane transport; carbohydrate transport. Lineage: Eukaryota; Fungi; Ascomycota; Sordariomycetes; Glomerellales; Glomerellaceae. The transcript has 8 exons. The record is from RefSeq and is a predicted model, not a curated record. Gene Ontology annotation, cellular component: membrane. Gene Ontology annotation, molecular function: carbohydrate:proton symporter activity.